AUGGAGAGCGAUCCUCUCCAAGUGCCCGCGGAGCUGCUGGCCAAUCCGGCACAGACUCUCGAGUGGCUUGAGGCGCAAGCAUCCGGGUUGCAAAAGAGCUAUGCAAGUACUCUCUUUGACCGGCAACUCAAGGCAGCAGGACAACCCAGGUCUGUCUCGGGCCAGGCCUGUGUGAGGCUCUGCGGGCUCGUGGAGCAACUGUCCAAGGCGAACUCGGAGGAGCUUCGAAGCUGGUCUUUCUCUCAGACUGUCACUCUUCAGCUCUUCAAUUUCUUCGUUGACUGGAACGAGUCGGACCAUCAUCGCUCCAUGAAGCUCGUGCUAGAUCUCAUUGUUCGGUCCAUCAAGGGAAACCCAGACCUGGCCAAGUCAGCCAUCAAGUGUCUCGACCAAUUCUUGACCAAAGGAGUCUUCAUCCUGAGCGACAUAUACGCAGGUUACAAGUCUCACCGGAAAGAGCUAACACAACAGAGCGACAACGAAGUAUGGAGGUCGUUCACGGUCGACAUCUUUAACUGGAUGCGGCUCCAAUUCGUUUGCCCAACGGCUGGCAAGUUCAUCGUGAGCGUCUACCAGCGUUGGAGGCGAGAGGACAAGGAUCAGCCGCCAAGUCCAAGCGUGGACGAAUGGUAUCAAUGGCUCCUUGAUUUCGCUUCUGAAGAACCCUCGCUCCUUGAACCGAUCAAGAAUUACAUCUUCCUCCCGCUCUUAAAAGCUGACCGGGAUGAGGGGCUGCGGUUUCUCGGGAAAAUGGGUGAAGAAAGGGCAAUCUCUACGGCUUGUAGCCUGGACCUGGACACUCCCGCUCUUCUGCAGCUGGCUGCACUGGAGACUGGAAAGAAGAUUGGCCUGGUCGAAGAACCAAAUGCAAAGUUCAGAGUUGAGGUUUCUGGAAAGGUGCGGGAUAUGUUCAAACGAGUGCGAGGCGCAAUUCAUGUCUUGAAACGCAGCAUACCGAGGGCCCGGGCGAACGCUCUAAAGGCUAAGCUUGCUGGCAAAGUCAUUAAGUAUCAUGAAGAAUUCCUUGAAUGGUACAUUGGGUUCUUGUGUAGCGAGCUCACGCCUACCGCCUCAUAUCAAAGACACAUUGCUUCCUUGAAGGCUCUGGGUUUUAUCUUGCGCAUGGAAGGAGACUCUUCAAAGACUUGGGAGACAGAUGACGACCAGCAGCUUUUUUUCGAUCUUUUUGACGACAAGUGGGCGCGAGCGCUGUUCGACUUGCUCAUGGAUCCGUUUGAAGACGUGAGAGACGUCGCUGCGUCGACGUUAAGAAGAUUAUACACCGACGAAAGGUAUCGACGGCUCACACUGGCCGGUCAUGGGAGUGACAGGCGCAUAGCGGAAACCGUCAGUGAGGUUUCACAACGAGCCGAAGAACUUGCGCGUCGGACAUCGAGGGCAGAUCAUUCCGACGGGGCUUCGAGAGCGACACAGCUGCUCUACAGACUACUGGAUUCUGAGGCGCAACGGAUUUCUCUUCUCUCUAAGAUGAUCAGCGAACUUGAGCGCAAGACCUCGAUGGCAGAAGGCGACCUGGGUCGUGCUGUCCUGGACGCCCCAUUGCAUGGCGACUUUGCUUCGCUUAAUCAUAUCUGGAAAGUGACUGCGGACCUGAAGCUCGCCGAGGCACACCUUGAAGCUGUCCAGUUGUUGCAAUCCAGCCUUGUCUCGUGCUGCGAGCGGGUGUGGAAAGCCGUUAUGCGAGUUCUCUGCGAUGACUCGCCCGAGGGCCAUUUACCUCAAGAGCUUGAGGAAGUCGAAGGCCUUGGCACUAAGAGCCUGUUGAGCUUCAGUUUUCGAGCAAUACAUGAGUCCAGUAAUCUCAUGCGGUCUAUCGUACUCACAGCUCGCAACCGAUCGCGAGGCGGCUUCGGGACAUUGGAUUGCAUCUUCUCUCAAGCCUCCACCACGAGAAGGUCUGCCGGUAUACCAUCCAUGAUGACCGGGGUGCUAUCUGCCAAUGCUUUGCAUCCCUCCUUUCAGCACGUCGUGGAGAAACUCAUCGACAUAGCCGGCAAGAAGGCGCGAGUCUCGGAGACGGAUGGCUCCAACCUACCGCAGGUUCAUGCAUACAACUGCCUGAAGGACAUCUUCAAGAAUUCCAUGCUGACAUCAAUGGGAAACAAGUCGGAGGAGUACCUGCCCCAGUGCUUGGAACUGGCUGCAAGCGGCCUCCGCUCCGAGGUUUGGGCAAUUCGCAACUGCGGUCUGCUCUUGCUCCGCAGCCUCAUCGACUGUCUCUUCGGCUCCCAGGAGAGCAAGGCCAUGAUUGAGGCUGGGUGGGAUGGCAAAGCCAAUCGCAUCCCAUACCACCGGUAUCCUAAUCUUCCGACUGUACUGAGAACGCUCCUCAUGUCAGGACAUCAAAUGCUGGCUCAGACAACGGCGAUCGUGUCGGCCGCCGAGUCGGUUUUCCCGGCAUUGGACAUUAUCCGUCGAGCUGGUCCCCCUGAGCUACUGCGCGACGAGAUCCAAGUACAUGUCGCCGUGUAUAUGUCGAGCCCGGUCUGGCAUGUUCGCGAGCUUGCGGCCAGAACACUCUGCUCAUGCCUGUUGCACGAGGGGUGGUUUCCAAUCGCCAAGAAAUUGGUCCAGGAGGCCCUGGGCGCUCGAAGUAGCAACCGCUUGAAUCAUGUCCACGGUGUGCUUUUGACCCUGAAGUUUUUGGUUCAGAGACUGGGUGAGGUAGCCGCGGAGCAUCUUACAGCCGAUCUCCCCAACCUAGUGAAUUUCCUGGCCGAGAAUUCGAUUCCUUCAACAUUCCUCCGGUGUCCAAAUGUCGCAGCAGCUUAUCUGGACGUGAUCAACUCAAUAUGGGCAUUCGAAAUGGCCACCUCGGGGUCGUUGUCUCCAUUGAAAGCCGCAACUUCCGCUAAUUCCGAAUUCGUGCUCUUGAGAAACUCAGCCAUCGUACACCACUUAUACGCGGCAGCCGUCAACGCUUGCCCCGUGGAGCUUUUGCGGGAGCUCCUGCUGGACCCAGAAGUUGACGCGGAGAGCCUGGUAACCGCUUUGGAAACGAUACCGAGGCUAUUGCAUGCGGUGUCGACGUCAGAUGAGAUCCUCGUCGGGUUGAGUGCGCUGUACAUGGACGUGUGUCGUGGGACGAGCUUCUCCGAUGCGCAGAUUCUGGCGACACAGAACUUGGCCGAGCUAAUGGACCAGCUGAUGCAGCGCGGGCAGUCAGACAGGCUCUCGUCGGGCUCCCUCUUGCAGUGGUGGACCGCACUGUCGUUACGACCCAUGAACCCGGGCCUUUCAAGUGCGGUCGUCGGUGCAAGUGGACGUUUGAUGGCUGUCUUGAGCCAAUCUCAAGGAGGCCAGGCGGUUGAUCUGCGAAGCUGGGGGCGCAUGAUGAGUGAUGCUGGUCUGAAUGACAAGACGUUUGACACCCGGUUCGCAGCCGCCGAGUCGCUGCACUCGUUCUUCGCUGCCGCUGGGCUGCGCAGCACCUCGGAUGAGUACCUGCCCGCCCUCCUUGCGCUCUACGACGCCCUCAACGACGACGACGACGAAGUGCGCGACGUGGGCUCCAAGGCGGUGACCUGUAUCAUCGGCAAAGCCCUCGUGCCCAUCGAGGCCGCCAACCGUCUCCUCCACUGGCUGGCGCAGCACUUUGGCGGCAGCGCGGGCUUCAGGGCCGAGGUCGCGAGCCGCGUGGUCGGCCAUUGCGAAGCCAAGGCCGCGGACGGGGCCGCGUGGGCGCCCGCCGAGGACGAGCUGGCCGCGGCCUUGCGGUUCGACGACUCGCUCUUCGUCGUCGAGGAGCAGAACCUCUUUGUCGACGAGGUCCGCGAGACGACGCGCUGGGUGCACGUGCUCAAGAGCCUGUGGUGGGAGGACGCCGCCGGCGACGAGAUCCUCGGCAGGCUCGAUGGCUGGAUCAGGGCGGGCAUCGUCCGGCUGGGCCGGCUGGUGGAGCAAGAGGACGGGCCCCUCGGCUGGGCCUCGAGCCCGCAGGUCUUUGCCAUCUGCACCCGCCUCGUCCACGGCUCCGUCGCCAUGAUGGCCAAGGAUCUUGCCAGUCCCGAACUCCGCGAGGCGACGCUGCGCACCAGGGAGGCCCUGCGGUCGCACGAUUCUCACGUGUCGAGACUUCUCACCCAGGCGUGGGAAGACAAAACGAUAGAUGCUCAGAUAUAA
This is a messenger RNA of Hirsutella rhossiliensis, 4143 nucleotides long. Its product is annotated as putative death-receptor fusion protein. Lineage: Eukaryota; Fungi; Ascomycota; Sordariomycetes; Hypocreales; Ophiocordycipitaceae. The record is from RefSeq and is a predicted model, not a curated record. Gene Ontology annotation, biological process: tRNA methylation. The coding region runs from base 1 to 4143 and encodes 1380 amino acids. The transcript is spliced from 9 exons. Gene Ontology annotation, cellular component: cytosol.